Molecule: messenger RNA, 2020 nt
Organism: Rhinolophus ferrumequinum (greater horseshoe bat)
Lineage: Eukaryota; Metazoa; Chordata; Mammalia; Chiroptera; Rhinolophidae
Gene: KLHL10
Product: kelch like family member 10
Exons: 5
Coding region: 145-1971 (608 amino acids)
Molecular function (GO): protein binding
Source: RefSeq, a predicted model, not a curated record
AGGAUUCUGGAACUUGGGCGGCCUGAUGGGCCCUACGUGAAAGAUGUAGUAGGGAAAAGGAGCGACAGCUGGCUAAAGGAGCCCCCACAACUCUCCCCAACACCCUAGGAGAACAGCCUCUUGCUCUGCUGGUCCCAGGGUGCAAUGGAAAUGGAGAGCACGGCGGCCUCCACACGUUUCCACCAGCCUCAUAUGGAGAGGAAGAUGAGUGCGAUGACCUGUGAGAUCUUCAACGAGCUUAGGCUAGAGGGCAAGCUCUGCGACGUGGUCAUCAAGGUCAACGGUUUUGAAUUCAAUGCCCACAAGAACAUCCUCUGUAGCUGCAGUUCCUACUUUAGAGCUUUGUUUACAAGUGGCUGGAACAACACUGAAAAAAAGGUAUACAACAUUCCCGGCAUUUCCCCCGACAUGAUGAAGCUAAUUAUUGAAUAUGCAUACACGAGGACCGUGCCUAUCACUCCGGACAACGUGGAGAAGCUGCUGGCUGCUGCAGACCAAUUUAACAUCAUGGGUAUCGUCAGAGGUUGCUGUGAGUUCCUCAAGUCAGAGCUGUGUUUGGAUAAUUGUAUCGGCAUCUGCAAGUUCACAGAUUACUACUACUGCCCGGAACUGAGGCAGAAGGCCUACAUGUUCAUACUGCACAACUUCGAGGAGAUGGUGAAAGUCUCAGCAGAGUUUUUAGAGCUCUCAGUCACUGAACUGAAGGAUAUCAUUGAGAAAGAUGAGCUCAACGUCAAACAAGAAGAUGCUGUAUUUGAAGCUAUUUUAAAAUGGAUUUCUCACGACCCCCAAAAUAGGAAGCAGCAUAUUUCGGUUUUGCUUCCCAAGGUUCGCCUGGCCCUCAUGCAUGCUGAGUACUUCAUGAACAACGUUAAGAUGAAUGACUAUGUGAAAGACAGCGAGGAAUGCAAGCCAGUCAUCAUUAAUGCCCUAAAGGCCAUGUAUGACCUAAACAUGAAUGGACCCUCCAAUUCUGACUUUACCAACCCACUCACCAGGCCCCGCCUGCCCUACGCCAUCCUAUUUGCAAUUGGUGGCUGGAGUGGUGGGAGUCCUACCAAUGCCAUUGAGGCAUACGAUGCUCGGGCAGACAGAUGGGUGAAUGUCACUUGUGAGGAAGAGAGUCCCCGUGCCUACCACGGGGCAGCCUAUUUGAAAGGCUAUGUUUAUAUCAUUGGGGGGUUUGAUAGCGUAGACUAUUUCAAUAGUGUUAAGCGUUUUGACCCAGUCAAGAAAACUUGGCAUCAGGUGGCCCCGAUGCACUCCAGACGUUGCUAUGUCAGCGUGACGGUCCUCAGCAAUUUUAUUUAUGCCAUGGGAGGGUUUGAUGGCUAUGUGCGUCUCAAUACUGCUGAACGUUAUGAGCCAGAGACCAAUCAAUGGACACUCAUUGCCCCCAUGCACGAACAGAGGAGUGAUGCCAGUGCCACAACACUCUAUGGGAAGGUCUAUAUAUGUGGUGGGUUUAACGGAAAUGAAUGCCUGUUUACAGCAGAAGUGUACAACACUGAGAGUAAUCAGUGGACCGUCAUAGCACCCAUGAGAAGCAGGAGGAGUGGAAUAGGCGUAAUUGCUUAUGGAGAACACGUGUAUGCGGUGGGCGGCUUUGAUGGGGCGAAUCGACUGAGGAGUGCAGAAGCCUACAGCCCCGUGGCUAACACUUGGCGCACCAUCCCCACGAUGUUUAAUCCUCGUAGUAACUUUGGCAUCGAGGUGGUAGAUGACCUCUUGUUUGUGGUGGGCGGCUUUAAUGGCUUUACCACCACCUUUAACGUGGAGUGCUAUGAUGAAAAGACGGACGAGUGGUAUGACGCUCACGACAUGAGCAUAUACCGCAGUGCUCUGAGCUGCUGUGUGGUACCAGGGCUGGCCAACGUUGGGGAAUACGCCGCUAGAAGGGACAACUUCACAGGACUAGCGCUGCGAGAUGAAGUAAAGUACUCCGCUUCGACAAGUACCCUACCUGUAUGAGCCUCUUCAUUUAGCUAAUAAAAAGUCUAAGCAAUAAGAAUUCUUUUUU